AUGGCGUCGACCGCAUGCUCAAAGGCGCGGUUGCAGCAGCUGCAUCUUCUCUUCGUCCCCUCCUCUCCUCUGACCUCCUCUUACCGCGGCAGACCAAGUAGCUCAAGCUCAGGACUUUCGCUUGCUGUUACAACCACGACGAUGUGGUGGAGCCAGUCGACCCACUUUGCGUCGGUGUCUCUGCUUCGGGGUUUCCUCACAGACUGGGUCUCCCUGUUCUGGCACUGUGGAGCUGCUGCUGCUGCCAGCAUCUUUGCUGGUCACGCUGCGCGCACUGCGCUGCGACGGGCGGCGGAAGGCCAUGAACCGGACCGCGCCGUGGGUUCGCUUUCUCGCCCUCGCUCGCUCGCUCGCUUUACGUGUCGCAGCCGUCUGUGCUCGAUUUUGAAAGGACUCUUUCCUCCGGCACCGAGCCGGAUCGCCGACGCCACCGGUGCCAGUCUGGGUUAA
Molecule: messenger RNA, 450 nt
Organism: Myxozyma melibiosi
Lineage: Eukaryota; Fungi; Ascomycota; Lipomycetes; Lipomycetales; Lipomycetaceae
Exons: 2
Coding region: 1-450 (149 amino acids)
Source: RefSeq, a predicted model, not a curated record